This is a messenger RNA of Budorcas taxicolor (takin), 2277 nucleotides long. It is a transcript of the gene GNPDA1, whose product is annotated as glucosamine-6-phosphate deaminase 1. The coding region runs from base 46 to 915 and encodes 289 amino acids. Gene Ontology annotation, biological process: N-acetylglucosamine catabolic process; D-glucosamine catabolic process; carbohydrate metabolic process. The record is from RefSeq and is a predicted model, not a curated record. Gene Ontology annotation, cellular component: cytoplasm. Lineage: Eukaryota; Metazoa; Chordata; Mammalia; Artiodactyla; Bovidae. Gene Ontology annotation, molecular function: identical protein binding; glucosamine-6-phosphate deaminase activity. The transcript is spliced from 7 exons.
CCGGCGCAGUCGCUGCAGCCGCCGCCGGAAGGCAUCUGCGACACGAUGAAGCUCAUCAUCCUGGACAACUAUUCUCAGGCCAGUGAGUGGGCGGCCAAAUACAUCAGGAACCGCAUCAUCCAGUUUAACCCAGGGCCAGACAAGUACUUCACCCUGGGGCUCCCUACUGGGAGCACCCCACUUGGCUGCUACAAGAAACUGAUUGAAUACUAUAAGAAUGGAGACCUGUCCUUCAAAUAUGUGAAGACUUUCAACAUGGAUGAGUAUGUGGGCCUUCCUCGAGACCACCCAGAGAGCUACCACUCCUUCAUGUGGAACAACUUCUUCAAGCACAUUGACAUCCACCCAGAAAACACUCACAUCCUGGAUGGGAAUGCAGCUGACCUGCAGGCUGAAUGUGAUGCCUUUGAAGAGAAGAUCAAGGCUGCGGGCGGGAUUGAGCUGUUUGUUGGAGGCAUCGGCCCUGACGGACACAUUGCCUUCAACGAGCCGGGCUCCAGUCUGGUGUCUAGGACCCGUGUGAAGACGCUGGCCAUGGACACCAUCCUGGCCAAUGCUCGGUUCUUCGAUGGAGAUCUUGCCAAGGUGCCCACUAUGGCCCUGACAGUGGGCGUGGGCACUGUCAUGGAUGCUAGAGAGGUGAUGAUCCUCAUCACAGGUGCUCACAAGGCGUUUGCUCUGUACAAGGCCAUUGAGGAGGGGGUGAACCACAUGUGGACCGUGUCUGCCUUCCAGCAGCAUCCCCGCACAGUGUUUGUGUGCGACGAGGAUGCUACCCUGGAGUUGAAAGUGAAGACUGUCAAGUAUUUCAAAGGUUUAAUGCUUGUUCAUAACAAAUUGGUGGACCCCUUGUACAGUAUCAAAGAGAAAGAAAUAGAGAAAAGCCAGUCUUCUAAGAAACCAUACAGUGAUUAGCCUGUGCUAAUCACUGUGGUAUCAAGUACCUCAUUGGGACAGGCGGAUCUUUCUGGAAAUUGUCUUUAGGAUGACAGAAUUGUAUUUCUUUAAUCUAGUAUGGUUACUCCAGAUAAGUGGGCCAACUUUUUGGCUAUGCAGCAUGGAGUUUGGUCAUAAGAAUUUAGCUACUUGUUUGUAACUUACUCUUAAUCAGAAAAAAAAAAAAAAAGGAAUCACUCCAUAAUUUUGAUGUUUGCCCCACUGACUAGGGGUUUUUAGCUUUUUGUUCUGUCUCUGACACUGUUCGUAUGUAUACUACAUUCCCAUCAGUAAGUUCUAUCAUGUGCACUGAUUCUCAAUUGGGGAGGGAGUUAAGGGCUUAUAUAUAUUGGAUAGAACCUCUCUGGAGAGUCUUGAAAGUCCCUCUUGAACAGACCUGCCCCUUAUUUGAGAAUCACUGUUUUAGAUUAAGGAAUAAAUACUCUGUGUCUAAAAUCAGUAUGAGGAAGCAGUCCCUUUGGUCAAUAACAGAGGCCAUGGGAAGGAAACUAUCCCUUAUUUUCUCCCCCACCCCCCCUUUUUUUUCCCUGCUUUCAGUUGGCCCUUCCUUGAACUCAGAGGACUCUGAGAGAGGAUUUGGGUGGGUAGGGCUAGAGAGAAGGCUUUCUCUGAUAAACUCAGAGCUUCAAGUUUGACCCAGCCACAUCAAACUCCCCUCCCACAGGGACCUUCCAGCACUGGAAGGUGGAAACAUUUUUCCCACGGGAGUCCUGUGUUUUGUUCCAAAGUCUCACUGUGGAACCUCUCAUACUCAUGGAGGAGGUCCACAGGGGCAACAGACACUGUCAAGUUCAAAGCUGUAUUCAGCCAAGGUUAUGGGGCCAGGGCAAGCAGCUCAGUUUAGAAACACACAAGUGACAUGUUCUACACCCCUAAGAGCUGAGCGCCAAAAACAUACCAACUUCUUUAGAAGUUGCCUAAUAUCCUUUCCCCACAUAAAAUACCCUAUCCUUCUAACCCUCGGGGGCUCCUGUGGCAUGGCCUCAUGUUCCCAGAACAGAAAACACAAUGCUUUUGCCCCUUUCUCCUUCGUUCCUUGUUCACAAAAUGAGUCUACUGCUCUGCUUUCCUCUUACUUCUAUGCCUUGACGGUUUGGAUGCUGCCUGCUCCUCCCUGUUUUUGUGCCAGCUGGAAGCUGCUGCCACCUCUUUUCUGGGAAAGAUCUUUCAGAGCCUGGCUCAGGCCUCUCUUUAAGCACUGUGUUUGGUACCAGUGUUUUACCUUUAGCUUUUAUACGUGAUUGUGCUGCCAUUCUGUUUUAAGCUAAUGGAUCAAUGGACUUGUUUACAAUGUGAUGUUUUCUAUUAAAUCCAGUAUUU